CGAAACACGAGGCAAUGCGGCCCAGCUGUGGCCGCCACCCGCUGCCGCCGCCGCUGCUCCUGCUGCUCCUCCACGCCUUGACGCCACCGCCGGCAGCCGCCCCGGUGGGCGUGAACUGGGGAUUCUCUUCCUCCCACCCGUUCCCGGCGGCGCAGGUCGUGCGCGGCCUCCUCCUCCCCAACUCCGUCCCCCGCGUCCGCCUCGCCGCCGCCUCCCCCGACGCGCUCGCGGCGCUCUCGGGCACCGGGGUCGCGGUCACCGUCGGGGUCCCGAACGAGCUCCUCCGCCCCCUCGCCACCUCCAGGAAGGCCGCCGCCGCCUGGGUCCAUGACAAUGUCAACCGCUACGCCUCCGGCGUACGGUUCGAGUAUGUUGCUGUUGGAGAUGAGUCAUUUCUUCUCAACUAUGGGCAACAGAAUCAAUCUUUUCUGGUCACUGCAGCAGCAAAUAUUCAACGAGCAUUGGUUGAUGCAAAGUUAUCCAGUAAAAUGAAAGUAGUGGUACCUUGUAGCUCUGAUUUAUACCAGAACACAUCUACUCUGCCUUCUAAAGCUUACUUCAGGCCAGAAGUGAAUGAGACCAUAGCUGAACUUCUCUCUUUUCUUGCUAAUCAUAGCUCACCAUUUAUGGUUGAGUUGAAUCCGUUUCUGAGCUUUCAACAUAAGAAGAACCUGUCAUUGGAUUAUUAUCUUUUCCAACUAAUGUCACAUCCAGUAAGUGAUGGUCAUAUCAAGUAUGACAAUUACUUCGAUGCCAGCAUAGAUGCUCUGAUUACUGCUCUAACUAAAGCUGGAUUCAGUAACAUGGACAUCAUUGUUGGGGGAGUAGGAUGGCCAUCAGAUGGAGCUGUUAAUGCUACACCUGUUAUUGCCCAAUCCUUCAUGACUGGCCUGGUCAACCAUCUAGCAAGAAAAUCUGGAACUCCACUUCGUCCAAAAGUGCUUCCAAAUGAGACAUAUCUCUUCAGCCUUUUAGAUGAAGAUCAGCGAAGUAUUGCAAGUGGAAGCUAUGAAAGACACUAUGGCAUUUUUACAUUUGAUGGUCAGGCGAAGUAUCAUGUCAACUUGGGGCAAGGUUCUAAAGCUCUGGAGAAUGCCCCUGAUGUGCAAUAUCUUCCAUCAAAAUGGUGUGUGUUGGAUAAUAACAAGGACAUAUCUAAUGUCUCUUCCAGUUUCUCUGCAGCUUGCUUCAAUGCUGACUGCACUGCUCUGUCGCCUGGUGGCUCCUGCUCAGGCAUUGGAUGGCCUGGUAAUGUGUCCUAUGCAUUCAACAGCUACUACCAGCAACAUGAUCAGAGUGAGGAAGGCUGCAACUUCAAUGGUUUAGGUUUGAUAACCACUGUUGAUCCAUCCGUUGAUAAUUGUCUAUUUACUCUUGCAAUUGACACAUCUACCGCUUCUUCUUUUCAUCCAAUAUUGGCUAUCUUGCAGAUAUUAAUUUUGUACUUCUAUACUUACAAUGUAUUGUGAUAUGGCUAUGUAUGAAUGUAUCUUCACUCCUGAUGUCUUGGAUCCAAA
This is a messenger RNA of Oryza brachyantha (malo sina), 1517 nucleotides long. RefSeq names its product glucan endo-1,3-beta-glucosidase 9. Bases 15 to 1469 code for a protein of 484 amino acids. Gene Ontology annotation, cellular component: plasma membrane. Gene Ontology annotation, biological process: carbohydrate metabolic process. The record is from RefSeq and is a predicted model, not a curated record. The transcript is spliced from 2 exons. Lineage: Eukaryota; Viridiplantae; Streptophyta; Magnoliopsida; Poales; Poaceae. Gene Ontology annotation, molecular function: hydrolase activity, hydrolyzing O-glycosyl compounds.